AUGGAUCCCGCAGUUUACGGUCCGGGCCCUGUCAAUGGCAACUUGUUGACAUUGCAGAACGAUCACAUGUCCGAGGCGGUGUGGAACAGGAGAGAGGCACCGGAGGAUUUGAGAGUGAGGGCCAACUUCGAUGAAUAUUGGAAGACAGUUAAAAAUAACUGGCCGCAUCACUCGAUAGUGACUUCCAUCAUGACCGCGGGUUUUGUAUGGAUUUUUAGGUUGGGGAAGGUUAGGCAUGAUAGGGGGAAGAUGUGUGAUGCGAGCAGGGGAGUCAAAACCGACUUCAAUGGGUAUGCCACAUUACUUCAGGUGUGGAUAUACGAGCGGUUCCCUACGAUAGCUCCACGACACAGGUCUCAACCCCAGUUUACUUACCCACUUGCUCUUAGGUGGGUGGCCUCCGUUACCCGUACUCAGGUGCCGCACUCUCAGAGUCGUAUCACCCGGUACGAGUUGGAUAACAUGGAUGUGGAACAGUUUUUGUGGAGGCCGUAUGCAGCUUUAGAUGAUGAGUUUCAGCGCGAUCAGACAUUGUACUUACAGUGGACAGCUCCCACCCCUUUGAUGUACAUGGCAUAUGUCGAGUGGUGUUAUACUGACAGGGUGACGAGGCAGUUUGGGUUCGUUCAGGACAUACCCACAUCCUCCCCACGUAGGAAUCAUCAGGAGUUGCACAACGUCGUCAACGAGUCCAUUAACUGGGAGGGCGCCCAGGAGACAUACACUCGUUUGUGGGAUACGUCCCUUCACCGAUCUAUGACAUCUCCUCCACUCAUGCCGGGCAAUGGUUGCUCUCCCGCAUACAUGCCUUGGUACCUCGGGGUUACACGUAGAUACAUGGUUAACCCAAGAUUCUGGACCACGGCAGAUGCUUUUCAGGGGACACAGGGCACCACACAGUCAUUGGAGGAGCAGCUUCUAGAGGUGGACUCUGCCAGUGACCCUGCUGCCCCCGAUCUUAAUCGGGCACAGAGUCUUCUACAGGGGUUGAUUGCUCGUGUCAGGGGUCACCGAGGCCCUCCCAGACGCAGAGGUCGGCGUCCUGUCACAGCAGUUGAGCCGGAGCCUGGCACUUACUACACUCAUGUGGCCAGUAGUAGCUCAGGUAUGGGAGGCUGGUCGCACCUUGUUGGCACCUCUACUUCACCAGAUAGGGAUACACCAGGUCCUUCAAGGGCGGGGGAAUGGCCCCGUUGGCCGGACGUGCCAACUGAUACUGUAGGGGAUGACUACGUAGGCGGUGAAGGUUGUUUUGUGGUUAAUUUAGAGGAUGACGAGGACACCUCUGCUGCUGGUGGGCACACACCUGUUCCUCCUCCACUGUAA
Molecule: messenger RNA, 1326 nt
Organism: Daucus carota subsp. sativus
Lineage: Eukaryota; Viridiplantae; Streptophyta; Magnoliopsida; Apiales; Apiaceae
Exons: 6
Coding region: 1-1326 (441 amino acids)
Biological process (GO): meristem maintenance; meristem development
Source: RefSeq, a predicted model, not a curated record